Messenger RNA from Sparassis crispa, 540 nucleotides. RefSeq lists its product as hypothetical. The record is from RefSeq and is a predicted model, not a curated record. The transcript has a single exon. Lineage: Eukaryota; Fungi; Basidiomycota; Agaricomycetes; Polyporales; Sparassidaceae. Bases 1 to 540 code for a protein of 179 amino acids.
AUGAUCAAGUCCAAGAUACCGGUUUCACGCAUCAUGCGUUCCAUGACCGUGCCAAAGGGUACCAUCUCCAGAAGUCCUUCAAAAGACACGACACGUACCAGAAUCCCAACCAACGCGACAGUGCAAGCUGCAGCCGCGACAAGUCCCGUGAGUUCCCCAGCUGCUCAAUUAGCUAACAAUGUAGCAGCACAGGUCUUGUUGAUCAUGAAUCAGACACCCAACACCUCCUCCACGUUCAUCCCCAUCUCCAUGCCGCGCCCGGGAGGUAAAGGCACGCCGUCCUUCAACGGGAAACACGUACAAGAUUUUAUUUCCGACUUCGAGAGUGCAGCUAAAGCAGCCGGAAUCGCUAACACUGAAUGGCCAAAGUUGGUGUUACGGUACUGCGAUUCGAAGGUACACCGCAUCAUUGAGAACGAUGCUGCUUUCGCAGGUACAGUCUGGGCAGAUGCCCGGGCUCAGUUAACUUACUAUUAUGAGUCCUCGGAUCACAAACCCAAAGUGCCGCCCCGGCGGCUACACGCGUUUGUCAAGUGUUAG